This is a messenger RNA of Durotheca rogersii, 858 nucleotides long. RefSeq lists its product as uncharacterized. The record is from RefSeq and is a predicted model, not a curated record. Bases 147 to 473 code for a protein of 108 amino acids. Gene Ontology annotation, molecular function: structural constituent of ribosome. Gene Ontology annotation, biological process: mitochondrial translation. The transcript is spliced from 2 exons. Lineage: Eukaryota; Fungi; Ascomycota; Sordariomycetes; Xylariales; Xylariaceae.
GUCUCCCGCUGCCAUCCCGGCCGCUGCACACCGCGGCGCCGCGUCUCGCGCGGGCCGGCGGCGGCGGCGGCGGCGGCUCCUCGAAGCGGCGGAAGCGCAAGAAGGGCGAGGGCCCGGACCCGCGGAUCGUGAACCUGAAGUCGUCGAUGCCGCGGGCGGUGCCGGCGCCGCUGCGGUUCGCGCGCAACCGCGCGCUGCGCCACUGGACCAUCCACCGCGCCUGGCAGCUGUUCCAGCGCAACGAGCGCGUGCGCCAGGAGUACGAGCUGCAGCGUCUGCACCAGUCGAUGCGCCGGGCGUGCGAGGAGCUGCGGACGACGAGCGGGCCCGGGACCCGCAACGAGGGCCACCUGUUCCAGCUGGCCAUGGACAAGGCUGGCGUGUACAGCCUCUCCAGCGUGCCGAUCGAGUACGCGCGGCCCCAGACCGAGACCCCCGCCCGCCAGCCGUGGAACCACGAGUGGAAGCGGUAGGCCGGAGGAGAGGAGAGGAAAAGGAGUAGGAAGAGCGCCGAAAGUCUCUGCCCGCCAGGCGAGGGUGUAUAUAGUAUAGGACCGCCUCCCCGCGCCGACGCCGCGAGGGCCCGAAGGGGUUGGCGCCGGGGUCGGACGUGUAUUACUAUCGCUACUAUUAUUGCUACGGCCUGAGCGGGUUCCGCAUGAAUACUACGCGUUUCGUCUCGCGCGCCCUCGGCGUCUACUGUGUUUUAUAUGUAGCUGUGGCGCCUCGCGGCGUCGGGAAAGGGAGGGUCGGGUGUGCUUGGGUUGCUGGGAUAUCCCGAUCUGCACAUGGCGAGGAGGUAGGUAGUAAGUAGCUAGGCAAGCGUAGUAAGCCGAUGCUUCAAAUUCACCCAAAGAA